ACAUAUCAUAUUUCGAAGUUGCAGAAUACGUCCAAAUUUGAUUUUUAUAUUUUAUGACGAAUAUUGAUAGUAAAAAAAACUUCUCAUUCUUAUAGUUAUAACAAUUUUUGGUACAUAAAAAAUACGAAAUUUUAUUGCCAGUACAAUAUAAAAUUAAUUCUUCAAUAGGACAGAAUUGUUAGUAAAUAGAAAGAAUAUUGUAAAUGGAUAAAUACUGACUGAUAUGAAAUGCCUACACAUAAAGGUACAAGUAAUUACGGGAAAAAAGCAGUUAUUAUGGAGGGGUGAAUUCAAAAUUGGAGAGAAUAUUGAACUUAGUAAAAAUAAAUAACGUUUACAAAUAUUUUAUUUUGCGCUACAUAUUGGACACUACCAGUUUGGCGCCGAAAUAAGUCAAAAAGUCUAAAAAUUAUUCAUAAAUGUACAUCAAUCUGUUUUAUUAUUCCUGAUCCUUUCGGCUUUCUGACCCAGCAUGAAAAUGACUUUGUCAUCGGUAACAAAUGUAAACGCCGAAAAAGGGUCUUUAAGCAUUUUACCGUUAUUUUUAAUUCUAAGCUAACGCAAGUAUAAAUUUACAUAGCACUUUCAACAGAUGGUCUCUUAAUUCAGAAGCAUUCUAUUUACAACUAUUUAAAAAGUUACAUGUAAUUAUGAAAAUGUAAAAUAUGUGCAAAUUCCUCACACAUUCCGAGGGAGUGUUAGAACCUCCAAAACCCUCCCCUGCGUUCGCGCCUGAUACACAUUAUAAUAAGUGUUAUUCCACCUCAACCAGAGACCCUGACACGGAGAUUUUUAUCAAUCAGGAACGGGGCAGGUGAAUCAAUGAAAUCUUUGAAAGUAUAUAAUACGUAAUUAAUUUACUACCUCAUUAGCCCUUCACACUUAUCUUACUACACUUGUUUUGCACAGAUACCCAAAGAUAUUGCUACAAAGUCUAAAAAAACUAUUAUUGAAAAUAAAAACAUUUGACUCAUGAAGAUUUUCAUGAAUCAGAGCAGAUCAGCCUGGAAAUAAAAAAUAUUUUUUACUAUGAUGAACAUCAACUUAAAAAUUGAUACACAAUGUGAUACCUACUGCAAAUAAAAAUAAAAACACUAUAGUGAAUAUAGAUAACAUAAUAAUCAAAACAUAUCUUCUAAUGAAAAAUGGUUACUCAUUGAUCAUCCAUAUGCACGUAUAAAGAUAACCAAAGCAGUUAAUAAGGUCUAUAAUAAUUGUUAUUCCUUUCAUGCAGAAAACACACUCAAACUUUGCACAUUAUGAGUCUUAUAGUCGGAAAUUAUGUACAUGAAAAGAAUGAAAACUUGGAAGAAUUUUACAAAGCAGCUGGCAUUCCGUUUAUUCCACGAAAGAUGAUGUUGGCGUCCCACCCAUCUAUGCAAAUCACCGUGAAUGAAGAAGGAGAAUGGUCCAUUACAACUGUUACCCUUGUAAGAACACACAUUACAAAAUUUAAGUUGGGGGAAGAAUACGAGGAAACAAUGCCUGGUAACGUUCAAAUAAAGAAUGUUACCACAAAAGAAGAAAAUAAGCUAGUUACAAUUUCAACUGGUCCUGAUGGCAGUAGAUCUUUAAGAAUAUACGAAUUUUCAGAUACUGGCGCUGUUAUCACUUUAAGGCAUGAACCGACAGGAGUGGAAGGAAGGCGUUAUUUCAAAAGGGUUUAAUUAUUACAAAUAUUUAAACGCACUUCAAGGUAAUUAACCACAUGUAUAUGUAUGUAUGCAUAAGCAUUUUUAACCUGCCUAAAUUAAACGCAUUCUUACAUUAA
Agrilus planipennis (emerald ash borer) is the source of this 1771-nucleotide messenger RNA. Its product is annotated as fatty acid-binding protein. Gene Ontology annotation, molecular function: fatty acid binding. The record is from RefSeq and is a predicted model, not a curated record. The transcript has 4 exons. Gene Ontology annotation, cellular component: nucleus; cytosol. Gene Ontology annotation, biological process: fatty acid transport. NCBI's taxonomy places the organism in Eukaryota, Metazoa, Arthropoda, Insecta, Coleoptera, Buprestidae. Bases 1260 to 1667 code for a protein of 135 amino acids.